Messenger RNA from Triticum urartu, 1140 nucleotides. RefSeq lists its product as uncharacterized. The record is from RefSeq and is a predicted model, not a curated record. NCBI's taxonomy places the organism in Eukaryota, Viridiplantae, Streptophyta, Magnoliopsida, Poales, Poaceae.
UCCAAUCGAAACGCACUCGCGGCCACAUCCCACGUACGACGAAGAGCAGUGAGAGUGAGACACGUACGUGUUGUGUAUUUGUGGUGCAUACCUACGUAUUGCCCAUAGCAUACGGUGAAAGCUGUCUAGGGGCAUAUAUAGACGGCGCCGGAGAUGGGGACGGUGCAGGUGCAAGGUGUGGCGGCGUCGGGGAGGAUGCCGUCCAUGGAGGCGGAGCCGAAGACGCUCACCCUCGAGCAGCUCAAGUACGCAAGGGAGGCGGCGCUGUACGUGGUGAGGACGAGGACGACUGAGGAAGCCAUCAGGAUCUUCACGGAAGGGCUCAAGCCAGUGCGGGGCGUGCGGAAGAUGGGCUCCUCCUCCACGACGGACUCGUCGGACGACGACGUCGAGCUCGGCUCGUCGGAGGAUUCGACGCCGCGCGGCGGCGGCGGCACGGGUUGCCGCACCCACGGACGCUCCAUCAAGAGGGACAUUGCCACUGCACCGUUCUAGCUUGCGUGUUUAGUUUGAAAUUUUACCUUUUCUACGGGUUUUUUUUUCUCUUCCUGGCCCAGUAUUUUAGCUUUUGCAUCGGCUGGUAGCGCGGCAAAAUUUUGGGGUGCGUCCUGGCCUAGAGAAGGCGGCAAGAGACGUGAAGCUGGCCCGCACGACUAGUAUGCCGUUUUGUGUGUGUGUGUGCGUGUACAUAGCAGCAGACUACUUCAGUUCUUUGGCUUCAAAUUCUCCUCGUGUUCUUCCAUGCAUGUGGACUCUCACGGGGCAUCCAAAUUUCCCCUUUUUGUAUUUUCUUUCGCAACACGCACAGGCAAAACGCCGGUGGCUGUUUGGUUAUCUACACGCUUUUCACAUUUUUCGAAAGCUUGGGGUCACGUUCUGCAUGCGUUUGAUUGCCUGAAUUCGCCAUAGUCUGCAUUCUCUAUUGUAGUGUAAACUGCACCACAAUGAGCCCGCAUAUGAGAAAACGGCUGAUUUUGGGCAUUUUCAAAGUCCCGCCCUUAUUCCUCUAAGAGCAUCACCAACGGCCACGCAACGCGCCGCGCGCAAAAAACAUAUUUGCCGUGCGUCGUUCACCUGGCUUGACACGAUCGACAACGCUGGCUUCAGCGGCUGCAUCAAAAUUGAAAGCGCGUGUGUAGC